AUGACAGAAUGUCAUAUCCUGCCGUUCUACACCGCAAAAAAUGGACGUGCCGAUGAGCUGCCGGCACUCGACCUCAACAGCCACGAAAUGGUGUUCAGAGGAACACUGCUGGUCAGAACCGAGCUGAAGGCCAUCAACGCAUACAUAAACGGAGAGCAAAUGGUGAGUGUGGUUUUAUGGCGGCCUAAAUUUGCGCAAAGCGUGUUGGAGAAAGAGUUAGAGGUCAUUGAUGAGCACACUGCUAUGGUGGAUACAAAGUGCAAAAAGACGGGCACCCGGUGCAAAGACCUGAGAGAACUUUUUGGAACAAAGCGGAAAUAACACGGGGUGUGCAUUUGGGAUGACCAGCGGAAAUAGGCCUGUCGAAAGCACGCAGCAACAUUUAUCCAUUCAUUAAAAGUACACUUAACCACCC
Molecule: messenger RNA, 415 nt
Organism: Vavraia culicis subsp. floridensis
Lineage: Eukaryota; Fungi; Microsporidia; Pleistophoridae
Exons: 1
Coding region: 1-321 (106 amino acids)
Source: RefSeq, a predicted model, not a curated record